Messenger RNA from Penicillium egyptiacum, 1524 nucleotides. NCBI's taxonomy places the organism in Eukaryota, Fungi, Ascomycota, Eurotiomycetes, Eurotiales, Aspergillaceae. The record is from the annotation of a GenBank genome assembly.
AUGGAGGAAACAUUUAAAUUUCGGCCUCGUUUCAUACUAUGUUCUAAUGGUUAUGGCCUUGUGAGUAUUCUUCCAGCGUCACCGGCAACUGCAGGCAAGUUUCCUAAAGGUUUUAGGAUCAACGUGGCGACGGUUACCUGGGGUCCGCUGAACAUGGAGUUAGGCUUCAGCUUUGCUCUGCUGAACAAUAGCUAUGCCGCUGGCUGUGGCGCCUUGGCUAUCGGCGGUAUCAUUCUCAUUCCUUUUGCCCUGAAAUUUGGCCGCCGCCCCAUCUACGUUAUCAGCACUGCUAUACAAUUUGGAAUCAGUAUCUGGUCGGCGAAGAUGCAAAAUGUCGCGGAUCUGAUGCUGGUCAACAUACUCGGUUGUAUAGUAGGUGCAUUGUCCGAAGUCUUAGUUCAGAUGACUGUGGCGGACAUUUACUUUGUUCACGAGCGAGGGUUGAUGAACACCAUCUACUACUGGUUCAUGACAGUAGGUACCUCACUGGCCCCUUUGGCUGGUGGUUUUAUCACCCUGUCUCAGGGGUGGAGAUGGGUCUGGUGGUGGAUGGCGAUUCUAUUUGGCGCAGGACUGAUUGUCUUUAUCUUCUUCUAUGAAGAGACGAUGUUUUGUGUCCCACAAAUUGAUGGAGUCCCAGUCGCAGACAAGUCCGCCAAUCCCCCAGCUCUCACGAAGCGAGACCCCGAUGCACCCGAAUCCGCGCAUAAAGAGGACGUCGCAAAGCGUGAUAUGCUACAUUACGAGGCUGUCCAGGUUGAUUACUCUAUUCCAAAGACGAGCUACUGGCAAAGAUUAUCUUUAUGGACCAACUCGCCAAUGGGAUUCGAUCAGCUUUUAAAGCACAGCUACCGGCCGUUCCUGAUCAUGUUCAGCAUUCCCGCUGUUUUCUACAUGGCUCUGGAGUACGGAAUCAUAACCGCCUGUGCAACAGUUCCAGUUACCACACUUUCCUCCGUUAUGACAUUGCCUCCCUACAACUUCGGCUCUUCCCAAAUUGGUCUAAUGGGACUCCCGCCAUUCAUAGGCACAUGCUUAGCCACUCUAUUCUGCGGUCCCCUAAGUGACUCAAUUGCUUUGAGGCUUACAAAGAGAAACGGAGGAAUUUAUGAGCCCGAGAUGCGUUUGUGGUUGUGCUUGGUUUUAUCGCCACUAAUUCCUGCGGGAUUGUUUAUGUUCGGCAUUGGCCUUAAUAACGGUACGCACUGGCUUUUGCCUGCAUUUGGCUUAGGAGUAAGCGCAUUUGGAGCAGUUCCGGCCGCUAGUGCAGCUUUGACAUACCUCACCGAUGCUUAUACGAACAUCAUUUCUGACUCUAUCGUUGGGGUUACCUUUAUUCGAAAUGUUAUUAGCACGAUGUUUGUGUUUGCGCUUCAGCCGUGGGUUGACAAGGUAGGCCUACAGUGGUUUUAUGUCACGUUCGGAUUAAUCACGAUGGCUAUAAUGAUGGGAAAUCUUGUCUUUAUUUAUUUUGGGAAGGCCUUUCGAGUGCGGACCGCCAGUGGUCGAGAUACACGCGACUAA